UCAGCAGAAGUCGCAGUGUGCACACUACAGAGGGCUCACACCACACCGAGUGAUCGUCUAUUAUAAUCCUCUGUCACGUCAAGCGUUAUCGCGUUUGAUGUCGGGACGAUGUUUCACUGUCGGAGGUCGAGCGUUUUCGCGGCGUCUUUACUGCGCGUCAACUUCACGGGACCGACUCAAGUUCACACGACCGGAGCCAUGACGCGCGCUUUGCGUAAUCACCGCGCGGCGUGCAGCUCUCAUGUUUACCGGAGGUUAACGGAGAGCAACGCAGCCGUGUUUCACCGCAGGGACGGUGCGUUGCGUCUUAUCGGACGCGAUAUUUCGUGCAGGUCUGAUGUUGCUACACGAGCGUUUGCUUUGAACGCGACACCGAUACGCGAGUACGGUGACUCGACGGACAGGAAUCGACGCGUCUAUAACGUGAAUGCACUUGAAUCUUUAACAUUUCUUCGCUCUUUUCCUCGCGUCACGGUUCAAGCGCGAAGCUCGUCCACGGCGCCCGAGAAAACGCGAGAGGAACGCGCCGCAGGUGUUGAAACGGGGUCCGGCUCUGAAAGCCCAGGUUCAGAUGAAAAGCCCAGCAAGGCCCAGCAGCUUAAGAAAGUCUUUAAGGAAUAUGGAGCGGUUGGCGUCUCAUUCCACAUUGGAAUCUCACUCAUGUCUCUGGGAAUAAUUUACCUUGCUGUGUCCAGCGGGCUUGAUAUGACCUCUGUGUUGUAUAAGGUGGGCUUCAGUGAGUCUGUGGUUCAGUCAAGGAUGGCCGCUGGCACCAGUACGUUUGUUUUAGCGUACGCCGUCCACAAACUGUUUGCACCGCUUCGCAUCAGCAUCACGCUGGUGUCUGUACCGCUGAUAGUUCGACACCUGAGGAGGACAGGACUCUUUAAACCAAAAACAUCACGUCCACACAACUGAAGACGACUCUUAUGAAUCUUCAUGCUUCUCACGUGUGGUUUUUAGGUCAGACUACUGAAAUGCACUAUGUAGUGUACUACAGACACAUUCAUAAGCUAAUCAGUAAGAAUAAAUGUUCAUUAUUUGAAACAUUAGAUUGACUCUCACUACAUUCAUUUGUCAGCCGUACAGAUACCUCAAAUUCUCUACAAUCAUUUGGAUAAUAAUAAAAGGUAUAGGUGAUAUUUUACUAUAGUAAUCUAUAGGAUGUGUUUGCUUGAUCCUUUUUUGCUAAGCUAUGUAUACAUAUAGAUACAGAUAGACGUGUAUAUACACACACACACACACACCUGUUUACAUGAAUAACUGUUGCAGGGAAAUAUCAGAAUGAAAUAUUGAGAUGUGCCUCAUCUGUUUGGACUUUUUGCGUUGAUAAUUGUCAAAUCUUUUAAAGAAUGAUUUGAAUCUUUAUAGUCCUCAUAUAGAGAAGUAUGUUGAAAUAUUGAAUUAAUGAACUGUGAUAUUUUGUAAAUGUGAAUUAAAGAGUUUAAAUAAAGAGUUUGGAUGUGUUUGUCUUACUCAAAGACUGUUGCUUUCUCACUAUUUAGCAGCAUUAUAUGGUAUUGACUAUUAUAAAAAUACUUCUUGUAAAUCUGUUUUAUUUGUCUAAUUAAGCAAUAAAUCAUUUGCCCUGUGA
Molecule: messenger RNA, 1594 nt
Organism: Paramisgurnus dabryanus
Lineage: Eukaryota; Metazoa; Chordata; Actinopteri; Cypriniformes; Cobitidae
Gene: mims2
Product: family with sequence similarity 210 member B
Cellular component (GO): mitochondrion
Source: RefSeq, a predicted model, not a curated record